This is a messenger RNA of Centruroides sculpturatus (bark scorpion), 1979 nucleotides long. RefSeq names its product pre-mRNA 3'-end-processing factor FIP1-like. The coding region runs from base 52 to 1782 and encodes 576 amino acids. The record is from RefSeq and is a predicted model, not a curated record. The transcript has 5 exons. Gene Ontology annotation, cellular component: mRNA cleavage and polyadenylation specificity factor complex. Gene Ontology annotation, molecular function: RNA binding. Lineage: Eukaryota; Metazoa; Arthropoda; Arachnida; Scorpiones; Buthidae.
GGAGUGUUACAGUCGCCCUUCUAGACGCCAAAACUGAAUAAGCCGUACAAAAUGGCUUCGCUAGUUGAUGACGAUGAUGCUUGGCUAUACGGCGAUUCAAACGAAGAGAAAAAGGCAGAACUAGAAAGAAUUAACGAACGCUUAAACGAGGAUACUAAUGGCGAACCUCCGAGCGAAUUCAUUCCAGAAGAAGUCACAACAAAGGCAAUUGAUCCUAUUUCAGAAGAAGAUAAGGAAGCAGGUGAAUUAAGUGGUGAAGAAGAAAAUAAAGAAAUAAAUAAUCAAAUCGAGCAUGGUUCUGAAGAAACUGAUUCCGACGAUGACGACGACGAUGCUGUACAGGUUACAAUUGGUGAUAUCAAACCACCACCUUAUGGUUACAGUGGUACUCCUGUUAAUCUUAAUAUUAAAAGAGGUACCUUUGGAAGCACCACCACUACAGGACCAUCUACCAAAACAAAAGGUAUCGACAUGGAUUCGGUUGGAUCUAUCAACGGUGUUCCUGUAUAUGAAUUUAAUUUGGAUACACUAGAAGAUAAACCAUGGCGUAAACCUGGAGCCGAUAUCACAGAUUACUUUAACUAUGGCUUUAAUGAAGAAACAUGGAAAGUAUAUUGUGAAAGGCAGAGGAAAUUACGAAUUGAUAACAACGUAGUAAGUAAGACUCAACCUGCUACUGGAAAAGAUCAACAAAUUCCAGUUGCAACGGUUAAUGAAAACAGUAAAUAUUCAGGUUUAGGAGGACUUACAAAAAAAGCAGGUCCGCCACCUGGGAGAAAAAUGUCAGGUAGCAUUGAUGUCAUUGGAGGUGGAACACCGUCAUUGCCUAGUCGCAGACCUGCAAACAGUCCAAGAGAAAAUGUCAUUCAGGUUAUUGGAAGAAAAGGUACAGCGUUUGAGCCACUUCCAGGAAUGCCACCUCUACAUUUACCUCCUCCUCACAUGCCUCCACCUUUUCUACUUCCUCCACCUGAACAUAAUAUAAAUAUAGCACCACCUGGACCAGUUCCACCACCUGGUUUACCCCCACCAAAUAUUCAAGCUACUCCGUCGGGAAAUAUGGGAAAUCAAGAUGGAAAUUUCCAAGAUUCUUUCGAUUCGUUUAAUCAAGCUUGUUACGUGCCGUCUCAUUCUGUUCCUGGUAAUGAUCGACAAGCACAUUUUGACGAAAUGGCUGGUUUCUACAAUGGAAAUCAGUCGUCUCAUAAUCAAUUUGACAUGCCCUCGGAAUCUACUCAACAAAGUUGGGGGAAUUCCCCACGUGAUAGAGAGAGGUCGAGAGAACAUGAUCGCGAAAGGGAUCGAGAACACGAAGAACGAGACAGAGAACGUGAUAGGAACCAUAAUCGUAGCGGAUACGCACAGUGGGAUUAUUCCAGGGAUCGUUCUUCUGGUCGUUCUCCGGCAGUGGAGGAAGAGCAUGACAGAAGAAGGUACCGCGAAUAUCACGAUCGCCCACGCGAGAGAGAGAGGGAUCAUAAUUGGGAACGCGACAGAGAAAGAGACGAACGAUACGAGCGAGACAGGGAUCGAGAAAGAAGACACAGGGAUCAUCACAGAGACAGAGAAGAACGUUACAGAGAUAGAUCCUCGAGACGAAGACAUCAACACGAAGAGGAAGAACACGAGCAUCGCUCUUCUCGUCACAAACACAAACGAUCCAAACGAGAAAAAGAAGAAGAAAACGGUGGAGGAGAAUCGCAGGAAGCAGAAGCGACAAGUUCUGCAGGAGGAGGAAAAUCGAGCGGAACGGCAGCCGAGGGGGAAGAGAAAAGUUCGUGAUGUACAUAGCCAUCAUCAAUUUGCAUCAUUGUUCAUACAACACUUUUGUCAAGAUCAACUUUACUUGUCAUGCAUACAAAUAUUUGAGCUACUGUAACACUCACUAUUAAAAUAAUUUUAUAUAAUUUUCAGUUUAUAUAGUAAUUUGUAAUUGUUCUGAAACAAAAUAAAAUGAUGUAGAAUGUUUGACUCGAUAA